Siniperca chuatsi (mandarin fish) is the source of this 4222-nucleotide messenger RNA. RefSeq names its product E3 ubiquitin-protein ligase Midline-1-like. The record is from RefSeq and is a predicted model, not a curated record. Bases 334 to 2403 code for a protein of 689 amino acids. NCBI's taxonomy places the organism in Eukaryota, Metazoa, Chordata, Actinopteri, Centrarchiformes, Sinipercidae. The transcript is spliced from 10 exons. Gene Ontology annotation, molecular function: protein binding; zinc ion binding.
UCUCUCUGCCGGGUCAGGAUGGAAAGGCUUACACAGGCAGGGGAGGAAACAUGUCAUGAGAGGUGAUGACACAGCUACGGAGACGUAUCCACAUCCUCACUGACUCCCAAGUUCGCUGCUCGCCGCUGCUUUUGCUGCUGCUGUUACUGCGUCCCACAGAGGAGAGAGAGAGAGCCUAAGAUAGCCUCCAUUCUCCCCCCCACCUCUCUCUCUUCCUCUCUUUUUCACUUUGUUUGUGGAUGAUGGGAUUUUAAUCAUGUGGAAGACAGCUGAGCGGCUCUUCUGGAUUACGCUGACGCUGCGCCUGGUCCCGCCUGGCCUCCUCUGAGCAGGAUGGACACUCUGGAGUCAGAGCUGACCUGCCCAAUCUGCCUGGAGCUCUUUGAAGACCCUCUACUGCUCCCCUGCGCCCACAGCCUGUGCUUCGGCUGCGCCCACCGCAUCCUCAUCUCCCACUGUACCACCAACGAAUCUGUUCAAAGCAUCGGCGCCUUCCAGUGCCCCACCUGUAGAUAUGUCAUUUCCCUGAGUCCGGAGCGUGGACUAGAAGGACUUAAGAGAAACGUGACCUUGCAGAACAUUAUUGAUAGAGUUCAGAGGGCCUCAUCUUCAGCUGGGCUGCCUCUACCUCUGCCCUUGCCUGCGCCCCACAGUGGGCCCAACUCUCCCGGAGAGGAAGGGAGCAACCGAUUGGCGCUGGUCCCCGUCAGCGCCGCCAUGUCCAGCCUAGGAACACCUCCUGAACCGGUCCAGUGCCAGUUCUGCGAGCAGGACCCGCCGCAGGAUGCCGUCAAAACGUGUGUGACGUGCGAGGUGUCGUACUGCGAGGAGUGCCUCCGAGCGACGCACCCAAACAAGAAGCCGUUCACCGGCCACCGGCUCAUCGAGCCCAUGCCAGACUCCCACCUCAGAGGGCUCCAGUGCCUGGAGCACGAGGAGGAGAAGGUCAACAUGUACUGUGUCAGUGAUGAUCAGCUGAUCUGCUCGCUGUGCAAACUGGUCGGAAGGCACAGGGACCACCAGGUGGCAGCACUGAGCGACCGCUAUGAAAAACUCAGGCAAGCCCUGGACUCCAACCUGAGCAAUUUGAUCAAGAGGAACAACGAGCUGGAGUCACUUAUGGGGAAAUUGAUCCAGACUUGUCAACAUGUAGAGGUGAACGCGUCCCGCCAGGAGGGCAAGCUCAUGGAGGAGUGUGAUGUCCUGAUUGACAUUAUUCAGCAGAGGAGGCAGAUCAUUGGCAGCAAGAUCAAGGAGGGGAAGGCACAAAGGCUUCGGAAGCUCGCCCAACAGAUCUCCAACUGCAAGCAGUGCAUCGAGAGGUCCUCGGCCCUCAUCACACAGGCCGAUCAGACACUGAAAGAAACCGAUCACGCUCGCUUCCUGCAGACUGCCAAGAGCAUCAACGAGAGGGUUUCCAUGGCAACUGCAUCAACCCAAGUGCUGAUCCCUGAGAUACACCUAACAGACACCUUCGACACUUUUGCCCUGGACUUCGCCCGAGAGAAGAAGUUGCUGGAGAAUCUGGAUUACCUUACUGCUCCAAGUGCUCCAAACAUAAGGGAGGAAUUGUGCACAGCAUCCUACGACACCAUCGCUGUCCACUGGACGUCCGAUGAUGAAUUCACAGUGGUGUCCUAUGAGCUCCAGUACGCCAUCUUCACUGGACAGUCUAACAUUGCCAGUCUGUGUAACUCGUUGGAGAGCUGGAUGAUUGUUCCGAACAUCAAGCAGAACCACUACACAGUGCACGGUCUGCAGAGUGGCACCAAGUACAUCUUUGUUGUUAAGGCCAUUAACCAAGCGGGAAGCAGGAGCAGUGAACCAGGGACUCUGAAGACCAACAGCCAGCCGUUCAAGCUGGACCCCAAAUCUGCCCACAAGAAGCUGAAGGUGUCCCACGACAACCUGACAGUGGAGCGGGACGAAACCACAUCCAAGAAAGGCCACAGCCAGGAGCGUUUCACCAGCCAGAGCAGCUACGGCGUGGUGGGAAAUGUCUACAUCGACAGUGGUCGUCACUACUGGGAGGCUUUAAUUGGAGGGAGCACAUGGUACGCUGUGGGUAUAGCCUACAAAUCAGCCCCCAAGCACGAGUGGAUCGGCAAGAACUCGGCCUCCUGGGUGCUCUGCCGCUGCAACAACUCCUGGGUGGUUCGCCACAACAGCAAAGAGCUGGCCAUCGAGCCCUCGCCCCACCUGCGACGCGUCGGGGUCCUGUUGGACUACGACGCUGGUUACGUGACCUUCUACGAUGCCGUGGGCUCCCAGCACCUGCACACAUUUCACGUCUCCUUCGUCCAGCCCGUGUGUCCUGUGUUCAACGUGUGGAACAAGUGUCUGACGAUUCUCACUGGUUUACCCAUCCCUGACCAUCUAGAGGGACUGGAAACCCAAGACUGAAAACUACAGACAGACAAGAAGAAAUCACCAUAAACUGGUCUUAAUUAUCUUAAAGCUGCACUGGGCAAGAUUUGUGAAAAUGAUCAUCUGUAGAAAAGAGAACAGAAGAGUGAGUGUCCUAUCCUUUUAAAUUCUUACAGAUCUGCUCUAUUUACCUAAAUUGACACUCAUCAGUGUCAGAUAUUUUCUUCUUCUCCCAUUUGGUUUUUCUUUGGCACAUGCUGUCACAGACCGGCCGUUUUGGUAAUAAGGAGUGUGUGUAGCCUCAAUCCAAAUAAUUGAAACACUUGCUACCAUUUGUGCAAAAUUACCUUGUGCAGCUUUAAUAUGCAAAGAAAAAAGAAGAGAUGCCUGGGGUAUUACUUAAUCAUGCUUCUCAAAAGUGAUUUUCAGUUGUUUACUAUGAUUUCUAAAAUCAAAUAUGAGUGAAAAUGUAUUCUAGAUGUAUGACAGUAAGCUGGUGUCGAUCCAGAGGAGACCUGGACAAAUGGACAGAGUUGAGCCAGAAAUUCCUACUCUAAAGCACUUUGGGCCAUGAUGGGUAUAUUUGUACCAUGGCAACUAGGAAACAAGCCACAAAUCAAUUUUUAAUUUUCACCUUAUCAGAUAUAGCACUUUGAAAAUCCCUCAAAGUACACACACAUACACUUACACUGCAUACACACACACAAAAACAUGCACGAAUACACACAUACCACCCCAACUUUAAUCAAUUACAGAUGCUGGAAAGAGCAGAAUAACAGAUGUAUAUUUUGUAAAUUCAUCGCAUCCCCCCCAUUAUCUUUCAUUAAAAAAGGAACCAAAGUAGCCAUUGCUGUCUGUUCAGAUGUCUUUACAUACAUUUUACUUAAGGUAAUUAAUGCUGAAUUAUUUUUAAAAAAGUGACAGAGAGGUAAUAGCAUCAUGCUAAUAUUAAAUGCAGGAUUCCCUUAAAUGUAGACCUUGGUUUUGCACAUUGUUCAUACUUUAUUCAUGGUUUUGUAGCCUAAAAAUCUAAUUCAUUUUGGUGUAAUUAAGAUGCAUUAAUAUUGGGGAAGUGUCGUGUUCUGCUUGAAAUAGUGUUCAUUUCCAUUUUUGGCAGCCAGAGUCCUGCCAUUUUAUGUGAUACAUAAUAUGUGAGCUGUGUUACAAUUGUAGCUCCAGGUUAUUAUUGGAGCUCAAUAUUAUUGAAAAGGUUGAAUUCGCUAUAAAAAACACACACCUCCUUCACUGUAUUGAGACAACAUAGCCAUGCACAGGGGGCUGUCCUCAGACUUGUUGCACAUUGAUGAUGUCAGUAGGGUUCACAUCACUCUUCACUUCACCCAUUGGCUGAAUCUUGAUUUGGAUUUUCCCUAAUUCCUUGCUUUUUUAAAGGGACAAAACGGCCUAAAUGAGAUACUCAAAGGUCAAGACCCCUUCCAACAAACCUCCCAAAGGGAUAUUGUCAAUUCUAUAUCCUAUAAUUCAGUUUUUUUCUAUAUGUAAUAAUGUUUAAUAGUAACAAAAACGGCGCUCCUAAGUGUAAAUACAAAAAUUUGGUUGUAUUUCUGUCGCUUUGUUUCAAUACCUGGUAAACUUGUAUGACGAUAAAUAACGAUCUAUUCUUUAAUUUCUGUGUUUCCUUUGCAAUUAAUUGAACUGUACAUUUUCAUUGUAACUGAUGCGAAUAUGUAGUGCUUAAUUUAAUGUUUCCAUUUGAACUUUAUGACCAUGGUAUUAUAUGUUCUGUCUCUGUGGACAUUUUUAUGGAAAACAGGAUAUGAGUGCUUGCAUCACUGUCGUCUGAGAUAAGUCUAUGAGAAGGUCAAAAAUAAACAUUGUUCCUUUUCACAUUAAA